Eimeria tenella is the source of this 1041-nucleotide messenger RNA. RefSeq lists its product as uncharacterized. The coding region runs from base 1 to 1041 and encodes 346 amino acids. The transcript is spliced from 5 exons. NCBI's taxonomy places the organism in Eukaryota, Apicomplexa, Conoidasida, Eucoccidiorida, Eimeriidae. The record is from RefSeq and is a predicted model, not a curated record.
AUGUUUCCUCCGUCCUGCAGCUCUGGGCGCCCCCGCAGAGCAGCGGAAACCCAGGGAAUGCAGCAGCCGCAGGGCGCUUGCGGCGGGAAUCUUUCGUUUCGGAGUUCCGAAGUGCAAAUUAAAAUGCUGGAGCUCGCGAACGAAGUGGCCAGCGACGUGGCUGCUGCGCACGCGAAAGUUCUUGAACUGGAAUGCCGCGCGCAGCUGGACGAAAAGCUUUCUCAAGUCUGCCGGCUGGCCGAGGGGGUGUUUUCGUUUUCUGCGGGGCUUGAGAAGACGCAGAAGCUGCAGCAGCAGCUGACGCAGACCACGGCCGCCGCGGACCGCCUCAGCGCCAAGACGCUGCUGCUGCAGGAACAGACGCUGCUGCUGCAGCAGCAGGCCCUCGAGAUGCAGCGCGAGUACGAGGCGCUGCAGAGCAGCACAAUUCGGGAGCUUUGCCGGCAGCAGGAGCUUCGGGAGCGUCUCAAGGCAGCUCGCGUGAGAUCGAAGCCGCCUCCGCUCGUUCAAAAACCGCCAACCGCAGCAGCAGCUGCAGCAGCACAAGCAGCGGCAGCAGCAGGGGGAGCGCACUGUCAGAGCAGGGGGCCCCACCCGGACCUUCUCCAGGGGCCCCCCGCGGGCGACGGGGGCCUCGCAGCGGCUCUGCAGUCAAGCGCCACACGCAGCCAAUCCCCAGCAGCAGCAGCAGCUGCUGCUGCUGCUGCUGCGCCAGCAGCAUGCGACAAGGAGAAGCAGAAAGGGAGCGCUCCCCCGCUAACUGUGUACCUGCAGCAGAAGCCUCACUUCGGAAUGCUUCUGGUACGUUUCGCAAGCAGCGCCACCGAACUCGUUCCUCCUCUAACUUGGAGGCGGGGUUCGGCGGCCUGGGAAGCGGGCGAUGACUUUUGCUGCGACGGCGCCCUCCGUAAGGCCGCAGACAUGCAGCAGCUGUUUUCUAAGUGCAGCAACCUCUCCCAGGGUUUCCGCAAGAUCCGCAACACGAAUCGAGCUUGUCAGCAGCAGCAGCAGCAGCAGCAGCAGCAGCAGCAGCGUUCCUGA